AUGGGGGUCCAAGAGGACAGAGUAUCCGUGAAGCCACCUGAUGGAGGCUGGGGUUGGAUAGUGCUCCUUGGUUGCUUUGUCAUCACUGGUUUCUCCUAUGCGUUCCCCAAAGCUGUCAGCGUCUACUUCAAGGAGCUCAUGAUGGAUUUUCAUGUGGGCUACAGCGAUACGGCGUGGAUCUCCUCCAUCAUGCUGGCCAUGCUGUAUGGGACUGGUCCUUUGUGCAGCAUUCUAGUCAACAAGUUUGGUUGUCGACCAACCAUGCUAGUUGGUGGUUUACUGGCCUCAGGAGGAAUGGUGAUGGCCUCUUUCACCAGGAACAUCAUUGAGCUCUACCUGACUGCAGGUGUGGUUACAGGUCUGGGUUUGGCCCUGAAUUUCCAACCCUCACUGAUUAUGUUGGGAAGCUACUUUGAUAAGCGGCGCCCUCUAGCCAAUGGCCUGGCGGCCGCUGGGAGUCCAGUCUUCCUUUCAGCUCUGUCUCCACUAGGGCAAGUCCUUCUGAAGACAUUUGGCUGGAGAGGAGGUUUCCUUAUCAUGGGAGGGCUUCUCCUGAACUGCUGUACAUGUGGAGCUGUGAUGAGGCCGCUGGAGACGAAGAGGAAACGAGCCUUACGAGUCACCCGGGAUCCACAGGAACUAAAGGAGAUGCUGCCCACUGGGCAACUGGCCAAAAAAGAAAACAUGGGAAAGAUGAGCAAGAAGCACAAAAAGCAAAAGAAGAAGCUUUUGGACUUCACUGUGUUCCAGAACCGUGGGUUCAUAAUUUAUACGGUAGCUAAAUUUAUUACUGUCCUGGGCCUUUUUGUACCCACAAUUCUCUUGGUGAACUAUGCGAAAGAUAUGGGUGUCCCGGACCAAGAAGCUGCCUUUCUACUCUCCAUUAUUGGGUUCAUUGAUAUUUUCGCUCGGCCAACCUGUGGGUUUUUUGCUGGCCUGCAACGGCUGAGGCCUAAAGUCGCCUAUAUUUUCAGCUUCGCUUUGCUCUUUAAUGGACUCACAGACGUGUGUUCAGCAAAAGCAACCGACUAUACAGGUCUGGUUAUCUUCUGUGUAUUCUUUGGCAUCUCCUACGGCAUGGUGGGUGCCCUGCAAUUUGAAGUCCUCAUGGGUAUUGUUGGAUCUCAGAAAUUCCCCAGUGCUCUUGGCCUGGUGCUGCUUAUUGAGGCCUUGGCUGUGCUUAUUGGGCCUCCAUCAGCAGGCCGCUUAGUUGAUGCAUACAGAAACUACGAACUGAUUUUUUACAUGGCUGGCACUGAGCUCAUUGCUGCUGCCAUCUUCCUUGCACUAGCAUCCUUCUGCUGCAUCAGGAAGACUGAGCAUCCAUCUCCCUCAGGGCCCGAACAUGAUGAUGAGACACACAUCCAGAGAAGACACCCAGACUUGGACUCCAAGAAAGUUGCUUUCAAAGAUGGGAUAGAAGAUGACGGCAUGCAAAGGGUCAGCGUCCAUGAGGAUGAGCAAAGCCAAGAUCACCAAAAGCACAUGGAGGAUUGUUAG
Messenger RNA from Polypterus senegalus (gray bichir), 1500 nucleotides. It is a transcript of the gene slc16a8, whose product is annotated as solute carrier family 16 member 8. The coding region runs from base 1 to 1500 and encodes 499 amino acids. The transcript has 4 exons. Gene Ontology annotation, cellular component: membrane. Lineage: Eukaryota; Metazoa; Chordata; Cladistia; Polypteriformes; Polypteridae. The record is from RefSeq and is a predicted model, not a curated record. Gene Ontology annotation, molecular function: monocarboxylic acid transmembrane transporter activity. Gene Ontology annotation, biological process: monocarboxylic acid transport; transmembrane transport.